Debaryomyces tyrocola is the source of this 395-nucleotide messenger RNA. Lineage: Eukaryota; Fungi; Ascomycota; Pichiomycetes; Serinales; Debaryomycetaceae. The record is from the annotation of a GenBank genome assembly.
AUGCAUUUGUGAAGACUGAAAAGUUUUCAGGGAGUACCGAAUUAUCAAGAUAUUUAUUGUGGUGACACUUCGCUGUGGAUUCAGAAGUAGUUGGAGCGAAAUACUAACAUGGUUAUAGGACUAAGAGAACAAAGAAGGUUGGUAUUACCGGUAAAUUCGGUGUCAGAUACGGUUCUUCGUUAAGAAGACAAACCAAGAAGUUGGAAGUCCAACAACACGCUAAAUACGAUUGUUCAUUCUGUGGUAAGAGAACUGUCCAAAGAGGUGCUGCUGGUAUCUGGACUUGUAAAUCUUGUCGUAAGACUGUUGCUGGUGGUGCUUACACUGUUUCUACUGCCGCAGCUGCUACCGUUAGAUCUACCAUUCGUCGUUUAAGAGACAUGGCUGAAGCUUAA